Messenger RNA from Seriola aureovittata, 1959 nucleotides. It is a transcript of the gene cfap206, whose product is annotated as cilia and flagella associated protein 206. The transcript has 12 exons. Gene Ontology annotation, biological process: sperm axoneme assembly; regulation of flagellated sperm motility; regulation of cilium beat frequency. NCBI's taxonomy places the organism in Eukaryota, Metazoa, Chordata, Actinopteri, Carangiformes, Carangidae. The coding region runs from base 76 to 1959 and encodes 627 amino acids. The record is from RefSeq and is a predicted model, not a curated record. Gene Ontology annotation, cellular component: axoneme; ciliary basal body.
AAGCUGCAGUGGCUGUAGCAAGCUGUAUCAUUGAACUAUAAUUAAGCGAGAGUUACGUACUUUCUGUCGGUAGAAAUGUCUCGUGCUCACGCAGAGAGUGUGAUUAAAACCAUUAUCCGUGAAAUAGUGCAGCAGUGCGCUGAGAGGGGACAUGCUGUGUCCGACACUCUGGCGGCUUUCAUGGUGAAAUCUGUUGUGCUCGACCCGAGACAUGGAUUUAAUGUUGACCGGACGCUGACCAAACAAGAUGUCCAGAAACUGGAGGAGCUGUGUCUGGAUAGACUCAUGGAGGAUUGCAGCCCGUCCCUUGACACCAUCAAAAUGCAGGUGUAUUUUGAUCUGAAUUACUCCUCUCGACGAGAGUUUCUUGAGGAAAUCCCCCGUUUGUUGGAGUCGAGGCUCAGCGCAGUGAGCAGAGACAUCACUGACAGCAGGGUCAAGACACGGGAGGAGUUAGAUGCUCUGUACCGUAAAAUCAUCACUUACAUCCUGCUGCGCUCCGGCAUGGGCUCACCUGCAGAUGUCGACGCUGUGCAAGAAGCCACAGCUGCCCUGCAGAGUGUCUUCCCUCAGACUGAACAGGGAGCCUUUGUGGUGCUCUUAAAGAGGGACAAGGAGCAGCAGCUCAAUGAGCUCACCAUGAUUGUCACAGGGAUCCAACUCUUCAACAAAGCCAGCAAGAAGAGAGAAGAGGAGACUGACCUCCAUGAACUAAUGCCUGCGGCUCUUAAUAAAACUCUUCCAGUCAUCAGUAAAAGCAUAGAAGCGGAGCUGAGGGUGUCACAAAGUUUGGCGUGGAAAUACACAACUGUGCUGGAGAAGCUAAUGGACUCUGACAAUCAGCCUGAAGACUGUGACAUGCCCAGCAUCUUACUCAAACAGGCUCUCUACAAUGUCAGACAGCAUGAAGUCUUCCUCAAAGUGUUACUGGAUGAUGCACGUUUAUGUGCCCAGCAUGUUGAAUCCCUGCAGCUGGAGCUCUCAUCACAGAUGAAGCUGCUGAAAGAAACUGUGCAGUCAAAGCCAGCCGUCCCCACUGCAAAGGUUUUUCCACUGUUCAAGGCCCUAUCAAAGCUGUGGUCUGGACUCCAGGAUGAGGCUGCGCUGCUCAACAUCCUCAGUAACAUGAAGCUCAAUCUGCAGCCUUUCCUCGCAUCUCAGGCCAAGAUUUUUUCUGAAGCUUAUCUGGAUGGCCUGCUGCGGGAGUCAGAGGUGAAGACAGAUGAACAAAGAAUGACUGAGUCUGCAGACGAGCGUAUUGUUCCAGCUGAGAUGGAGACACAGGAAUGGCUCCUGCCUGAAGCAACAGCCAGCAUUAAUCAUCUGUUGCAGUAUAAUGGAGUCUGUGGCUACACGCUUGUGAGCAGAGACGGGCUUCUACUUCCAGGUAACCCACACAUUGGAGUCCUGAAAUACAAAGAGAAGCUCUAUGUUUUUACCUCCAAAAAAGCUGCCUUGGAAUUUGCCUCCUGUCCAGACAGCUUCAUUGCAGAGGUUGCAGAAAAAGCCAAGCUCUCCCCUGAACUCAUUCAGCUCCUCAAACUCCACCAACAGUUCUCCUGCGUCAGUCCAUACUCUGAGCUGCAGCCAGGAGAGAGUUUACUAGUGAAUCCCAUCACUAAGUGUGAGAGCGGCACACAGACCGACAUCCACCCAGUGGAGACAAACAUUGUAAAGUCAUAUGAGUGGAACGAAUGGGAGCUGAGACGAAAAGCUAUCAAACGGGCUGAUCUUCUGACCAAAGCGACACACUCAGCACAGACUGAUCUGAGCCACAUGAGGCGGGAGAACGUCACGCAGACCUGGCUGCCCAAGGAUGCUGCUUGUCAAAGCAAGACAGAUGCUGAGAGCAACGUCCCCAAGCCUCAGAUCUACCUGGCAGGUCUGAGGGGACAGAAAGAUGGACGCAUGGUCAAAACGAACCUGACCAGAUCUGUGGAUAAACAGUUUGUAGCCUAA